AUGUGUUUUAUCCGAAGAAGUGCAAUUUUGUUCCUUCUUCCUCUAGUGAUAGUAGCCUCAGUUGUGAGCGUUGUUCAGGCAGAUUGCGGAUAUAAAAAAACUUCUUGUAAGAGACCUUCUGUCACGACUGCGAGUGGAUCAUAUGUCAAUCGAAAGAUUUUCUGUUCCGGAGAUCUGAUUUUUGAGGAUAAUUUCGAUAGGCUGGAUUUGGACAAGUGGGAACACGAACACACUCUUGGUGGUGGAGGAAACUGGGAGUUUCAAUACUAUUUAAAUAGUCGUCAAAACUCAUACGUGGAAAAUGGAACACUGUUUAUUCGACCAACCUUACUAUCUGAUGAAACUGGUGAGGAGUUUCUUACUAGUGGCACAUUGGAUAUAAAUGGAGGAUCUCCGUACGACUGCUGUACAAAUCCCGCGUGGGAUGGUUGUGAACGCACUGGCAGACUCGAAAAUCCUUUGAACCCGAUCAAAAGUGCCCGCUUACGUACGUUGAGAUCUUUCAACUUCAAGUAUGGAAAGCUGGAGAUACGGGCAAAGCUUCCGACAGGCGACUGGCUCUGGCCUGCCCUUUGGUUGAUGCCAAAGCUCAAUCAAUAUGGUACAUGGCCGUCCUCGGGAGAAAUCGAUCUGAUGGAAGGUCGUGGUAACCUGGAUUACCGCCUCGAAGAUGGAACUCAUAUUGGUGUUGAACAGGUGGGCUCGACGCUACAUUUUGGACCGAAUCCAUCGCUGAAUGGCUUCGAGACAUCCACUGCUUCGAAGAACAGUGCUCCUGCGGAAGGUUUCAACAAGGGCUUUCACCGUUAUCAGCUUGAAUGGACGCCUGAUUUCAUGAAAUUUAGUGUUGACGAUGAAGAACAUCUAUUUGUUGAUGGUAAUUUUUGGCAGCGAGGUAAUUUCGAUGAAAAGGCACCCGGAACUCCGAAUCCGUGGAGUAGCGGAGGGUUUAUGGCUCCAUUUGAUGAAGAAUUUCAUAUUAUAAUGAAUCUUGCUGUCGGGGGCACAAAUGGAUAUUUUCCGGACUCACCUGCUGUGAACAAGAACAAUGCCAAACCAUGGGCAAAUGGAUCACCGACUGCUAGAGGUGGUUUCUGGUCUGCUAAGGAAGAUUGGUUGCCAACGUGGAACCUGGAUGAGAAUGAUAGCAAAGAUGCUUCUCUGCAAGUAGAUUACGUGAGAGUAUGGGCAUUGUAACUAGAGCUGUUCGAUUAUCGAUUGAUUAAUCGAUUAACAAAAUUAUCGACACAAUCGAUUAGUUUGCUUUGAUUAACACAACGAUUAUUGCAGAAAUGUUAACAUUUGAAUUUAUUCUUACAAUCUUACAUUAAUGCCACAAUACUAUUCCUCCAAUUUUGGGUGCGCUAUACACACUCGCCAAAUCAUUUCGCACCUGGUCCAUCCACCUAGCUCACUGCGAUUCCCGCCUUUUUAUACUAGCCGGGUCUGGAAAGAACCCUGUUUUUAUUUUUGAACGGCAUUCUCGCAACAUGCCCUGCUUAUCGUAUGCUUCCCCUUGCUAAAAACUACUUUUCUUAAAAUUAUUUUAAUUUGGUGUUUUCCUAAUUUUAUCAAAAAUUAAAUUUUUAAGACAAAUUCCACGGAAAUUCGAUUUCUAGUCAUUUGAGAAGUUCAAGAUCUUUUAAAAAUUCCUUGGGUUCAGACCAUAGUAUCAACCACAUCUUUUGCAAUAUUCUCAGCAUCGACAAAAACUCAAGCUGAUUUAUGAGAACGUACUCAUCACGAGAAACCAAUAUCCUCGUGGAGGUAUAUAAUGUUCAAAUUUGUUCGUUCAAAUAGUUGUUGAUUACAUAAUAAGCUAAUGAUCAAAGCAACCUAAAGGAGGACCUAAAUUAUCUAAAGUAGCUAAUCAUCACGACUCAACGGACUUACUUAAAUAUUUAUCGGUGAGAAAAUUCAAGACUUGGUUGGUCUUAUAGGCCUAAUGAUUGAUAAUAAUUUUAAAAUUAAGAAAAAAAAAUGGUGGAAUUAAAUGGAGAGUACUUAACUCGUCUUAGACGGU
Messenger RNA from Armigeres subalbatus, 2023 nucleotides. RefSeq names its product beta-1,3-glucan-binding protein-like. The record is from RefSeq and is a predicted model, not a curated record. Gene Ontology annotation, molecular function: hydrolase activity, hydrolyzing O-glycosyl compounds. The coding region runs from base 1 to 1197 and encodes 398 amino acids. The transcript is spliced from 3 exons. Gene Ontology annotation, biological process: carbohydrate metabolic process. NCBI's taxonomy places the organism in Eukaryota, Metazoa, Arthropoda, Insecta, Diptera, Culicidae.